Messenger RNA from Colius striatus (speckled mousebird), 1248 nucleotides. It is a transcript of the gene EXOG, whose product is annotated as exo/endonuclease G. The record is from RefSeq and is a predicted model, not a curated record. Gene Ontology annotation, cellular component: nucleus; mitochondrial inner membrane. Gene Ontology annotation, molecular function: metal ion binding; nucleic acid binding; 5'-3' exonuclease activity. Gene Ontology annotation, biological process: apoptotic DNA fragmentation. The coding region runs from base 27 to 1118 and encodes 363 amino acids. Lineage: Eukaryota; Metazoa; Chordata; Aves; Coliiformes; Coliidae. The transcript has 6 exons.
GCCGCCAGCCUCCCCCACCCUCCGCCAUGGCGGCCUUACCCCGCCACCGCCGCUUCCUCGGCGGUUUCGUCUGCGGGGCUGCAGCAGGGGCUGCAGCAUCGUGCUGGGCAGCGUGGCGGCUGCUCCGUAGCCAGAGCCAGCCGGAGCCGGUCCCCGGACGAGCUCUUCUAGAGGAACCAGUGGAAGAGUCUCUACUGGAAAAAUAUGGAUUCCCUGAAGCUGGAACAGAGACCAGAUGUUACACGAAUCAUGCACUAUCUUACGACCAGGCCAAACGGGUUCCUAGAUGGGUGAUUGAACAUAUUUCAAAACAGAAGACACUGGGCAAUGCAGACCGAAGACACUGUAAAUUCAGACCAGAUCCUAAUAUUCCUCUAAUGUUUAGUGCUGUCAAUGAAGACUACCUUGGAAGUGGAUGGUCACGAGGACACAUGGCACCAGCAGGAGAUAACAAAUUUUCAACUACAGCUAUGGCCGAAACAUUUUAUCUCUCUAACAUCGUGCCUCAGAAUUAUGAAAAUAAUGCUGGAUUUUGGAACAGAAUGGAAAUGUAUUGUCGGGAGUUGACUGAGAGAUUUGAGGAUGUUUGGGUAGUUUCUGGACCACUGACCUUACCUCAAACGAAUGAUGAUGGAAGGAAGAGUGUUACUUACCAGGUCAUUGGAAAGGAUGAUGUGGCCGUCCCAUCCCACCUGUACAAGGUGAUCCUUGCGAGGCGAAGCAGAACAUCUGCAGAGCCCUUGGUACUGGGGGCUUUCGUGGUGCCAAAUGAUCCCAUAGGCUUCAGUCACCAGCUGACUGAGUUCCAAGUAAAUAUAGAAGAUCUGGAGAAAAUGUCAGGUUUAGUUUUCUUCCCCCAGGUGGACAAAACCAAAGAUGUUAAAAAUAUCUGUGAGGUGGAUACCUGUAAACUGAUGGGCUUCAAGGAAUUUACCUUAUACAUCACUGCUCGAAAAGUGCAGAGCGCCCGCACGCUGCACCGCCUGGAGAAAGCUAUGGCCGAGCUCAGGGAGGCAGGAAUUGAGCCUGAUGAGUAUCUUGAGCAGCUUCACAAGAAGAAGAAAGAAGAACUGCUGCAGGAAAAACAAAUGGGAACUAGAGAGGGGAAAGCUGGCUGAGUAAUCCUUCAGGAAGGUGUUUGGGGUUUCGUGCUUUGAAAGGGGAGCUGAAAGCAAACCCUAAGACAAGGGCUCUGUGAAUUACCCUUUUUUGGAUUGUGGAAACAAUAAAGAAGCAUUUGGAAGCCGA